AUGAACACGCGGGCGCUGGCCCGGUGCUACACCUGCCAGCUGGCCUCCUCGUCGGCCGCAGCAUCGGUCCCCGCGCCCCUGCUCUCCCGCCAGGCCCUGCGUCUCGCCUCCACGGCCACCAAGCCGGCCAAGGCCCCCAAGGCGAAGCCGGCCGUCGAUGUCGCCGCCGUGCCCAAGAAGAAGAUCAGCACCAAGAGCACCACCAGGCCCGCCGCGCCCAAAACGACCACGACCACGGCCACCAGGAAAAAGGCCGCCGCGGCGUCCGCACCCGCCGCGGCCCUCGAGACGGCCGCUGCUCCCGCGGCACCCGCCAAGCGCAGCACCACCACCACCAGGGCGAGCUCGACCAAGGCGACAUCGUCUGCGUCCGCAGCCAAGUCGGCCACCACUACCGCCACCAAGAAAAAGGCCGCCGCGACCACGACGACCACCCGCAAGGCGUCGUCUUCGUCGUCAUCAAGCAAGCAGCAGCAGCAGCAGGAGCCGCCGGCCUCGGACCUGCGCAAGAAGACGCCGAGCGCCGCCAAGGACGCCCUGCAGGCCGCGCGGCCGAGCGACUCCGGCGCCGGCACCCCCUUGUCGACGCCGGGGACGACGUCCAGCGGCGAGGCCGGCGCCAGCCGCAACCCGGGCGUCGGCACGGCGCCGCGGCCCUCGGCCACCAACGCCCCGCCGUCCAGGAGCGACGUGCUGUCGUCCAUGCACAAGGACAAGCCGUCGGAGCCGCCCGUCCACCCGGACAAGCCGGCGACGGCCGCCGACCCUUCCGGCGGCGCGGGGGGCCAGUACAAGCAGGCCGCGUCGAGGUACACGCGGCUCAUGGUGGCGCUGCCCAUCUUGCUUGUGACUUCGUACUAUCUGUUUGAUCGAUGUGAGUCCUCUCUUUUCUAA
Molecule: messenger RNA, 894 nt
Organism: Thyridium curvatum
Lineage: Eukaryota; Fungi; Ascomycota; Sordariomycetes; Thyridiales; Thyridiaceae
Exons: 1
Coding region: 1-894 (297 amino acids)
Source: RefSeq, a predicted model, not a curated record